UUCGUUCUCUGCUUCCAGAAUCUAGGCGGGCAUCUGCAGACCAAUACCUGCGCAGCGCAGGGAGGAGGUGACAUUACAUGUUGCCUCGUGCUUGCUCCAGUCCGAAAUUCGUCAGGCGGUGCUCUCCGGUACAGCUUCUGUGCCGUGUGCGUGGACUGGCGGGUUUUCUCUGACUCGUUCGAGGCGCUCGCACACGCGUAGCUCACUUAUAGUUUCUAUCGCUCAGUAUCACCGUCGAUUCGCUCGCGAACAUCCGCCGCCAUGGCAAGCUGGUGGACGCUCCCUGCUCGCGCCGAUCCCCCGGAGCCCCCGCCCAGUGCGCCGGGAGCGGUGCUCGCGGAAGGUGCUGAGAAGGAUGGCCCUUCCCUUAACGGACAGAAUGGCGUCCACGAUGCGACAACUGGCGCCGUUGGUACCGACACACAGGGAGCACCAGCUGGUGGGGGGGGGGAGAAGCAGCAAGGGGCGGAGAAGGAACGCGGGGAGGCAGACACUACAGUCGCCAUUACGCCGGCCAAGGAGUCGAGUGCCGCCAGCCCACCACCGCCGGCAGCAGCACCAGCAGGCACCUCCUGGCUCCGCACCCUCUCAGGCCAUCUGCUAAUGCUGGACCCAAUCUCCCCUUCUCUUGCUCCCGCUGCUGCUGCCCAAGCCGACCCGCCUGCUCUCGCCCCUCUUCCUUCCCCUGCUGCCGCCGCUGCCGCUACUGCAACUGCUCCUACGGGGCUGUCACUUCCUUCCCCUGGGCUAUCCCCCUCCAAGCCUCAUGCUGCCGCUCACUCGGGGCCAAAGCAGGAUGAUGUGAUUCCGCCUCUUCCGCCUCUUCCUCCACCUGCUGCUGCUGCUGCUGCUGCUGCUGCUUCUGUUGCAUCGGCCGUUGCUCCUGUGGCUGAGAGCAAGGCGGAUUCAUCCGCUUCCUCUGCUUCAUCUGCAAUGGCUCCUGUGUUUGAGGCCGUGUCGGCUCACGAUGCUGACGCUGCCCAGGAGGACAUUGCAGCCGCAGCAACCGUCACCAGCAACGGCUCUGAGGGCAGCACCCCCAGCACUGGCAAGGACGUAUCAGACGUCCCUCCUCCCUCUGGCGCCCAGUCUUCCCCUCUUCUCUGGUGGCUCCCAGGCACUGCCCCUUCUGCAUCCUCCUCCUCUCUCCCCUCCUCCACGCCUCCUGCUGCUGCCCCUUCGGAUGCUGCUGCCACUACCACUGAGAAUGCUCCUACUGCUGCUACCAGUGAGCCUUCAGAACAUGUGGUCACUAUACCGGCCUCUGGGGACGCACCUCAAUCGGAAGAUAAUGUUGCUGCUGCUGGUUAUGCUGGCGGCGAUGCUGCUGGGAUCGGUGGUGGCGGCGUUGGUGUGGCCGUUAAUCCUGAAGCACAGGACUCGCUGCGUCAGCCCCUGUUGCCAGCAUCAGGCACAGCAGAAGAACCAUCCGAGGCACAUCAGGCAGAGGCACAGGCAGAGCAGCGGCAACAGGAGGAGGAGGCAGAGGAGCAGAACGAGCUGCAGCGGUGGGCGGCGGCAGUGGGGUGGGGCGAGAUGAUGGGCGCAUACUCGGUGCUGCACACGGACGACAACACGGACGUGCACCUCUACUCGCUGCACGUCACCCGCGGCCUCGCCAUCCUCGGCCUCCUGCUCUGUGCGUACCUGGGUCCGUCCGUGCCUGCCUUCGCCCCCUCGCCCUGGCACGGGCUGGCCCUGCCAGACCUGCCGCUGCCGCUGCUGCUCUACACCGUCGGCCUCUCGCUCGCCCUUGCUUACACACAAGUACCGAGCGUGCUGGCGGCGAGCAACAAGGUGUACAUCCGGUUCUGCAAGGUGUUCUACCUGGGGUACUUCCUGCAGGGCGGCUUCCUGCACCCCAUCGGCGAAAUGUCCUUUGGCGUCUCCCUUGAGAACACCCGCUUCUCCGGCAUGCUGCAGCAAGUGGCGGCAGCGCUGUUGGUGGUGGGGGUGUCGGAGGUGGCGGUGAUGAAGCUGUACCGGGGGGCCAGGCGCCCGCCCGGCGUGCACCACCACGCACUCGGCUUCCUCAUCAACUGGUGCAUCGCCCUACUGCUGGUCCUGCUGUACGCCUCCGUCUCCUAUCUGCUUGCUGUUCCCUCCUACACCGUCACCACCAUCGGCAGCAAUUCCACCACCAGCACUCACCCUCUCCCCGGCCUAGCUCCUGCUGCAUUCGCUUCCAACCAAUCACAACGUGCCACGCUGCAUCCCCAGCAGUGGGAGGACGUGGAGGGUCGGCGGAGGGUGCUGCUGGGGGAAGGCAUGGGUGGUAGCAUGGAAGUGCAUUGCGGCACGAGGGGCAGUUUCUCCCCGGCGUGCAAUGCAGCGGGGUACAUCGACCGCGUUGUCAUGGGCCCCCACCACAUGCUGUCCACGCCUCCCUUCUACUCCCUGCCUGAGUGCCAGCGCGCAUCUCCCCUUCCCCCUGCCUGGUGCCAAGCGCCCUUUGACCCACAAGGCCUGCUCAGCACGGUGGGCGCGUGCCUGGUGGCCUUUGCAGGGCUGCAUCACGGCCACCUCCUGACCUACUUCAACACUCACUCCUGGCGUCUCGUCCGUUCGCUGCUCUUAGCAGCCGUGCUGCUAGUCACUGGACUGCUGCUGCGCAUGCCACUGCCUGUGCCCCCUUCCUCCCUGCCUCCGUUCCUGCCGCACUCACUGCUCUCAGGCAUGCCUUUCAAUCCGCAUCUAUUCACCAUCAGCUUUGCAGCCGUCGCUGCUGCAGUCUCUUGCUUCCUCUUCUCCUGCUUCUUCAUUCUUACUGACAUGUACACGUCUGCACGCUCGUUCCUGGCCCCUCUUGCGUGGCUGGGGCGCAACCCGCUGUUUGUGCUGGUGCUGGGCGUGUGUCGCCUGCUGGACCUGCUGCUGGCGGGCUUCUACGUCAACAACGACCCUGCCAGUAACCUCCUCUCUCUGCCCUAUGCCUUUCUGGUUGGGGCAUUGGGCAGUGAGUCUCUUGCCACUGCUGCUGCUGCCUUCCUGGGCUGCCUCUUCUGGUGCCUGGCUGCUGGCCUCACAGUGCGAUAUAAGCAUAUCUGGACCUUCUGAUUACGGCCGAUAGGUAGGUGCAAUUGUCGUGUUGCACGUGCAUUGUGUCAACAUAUAUUUGUAUAUGUUAUUGGCUAGAUAGGUGCAUGCUCAUAGAGAGUACAACACCUUAGGACAAAACCACCCUGUAUCACUCAUUCUAGUUCAU
Molecule: messenger RNA, 3205 nt
Organism: Closterium sp. NIES-67
Lineage: Eukaryota; Viridiplantae; Streptophyta; Zygnematophyceae; Desmidiales; Closteriaceae
Source: the annotation of a GenBank genome assembly